AUGGGGGGCGGCGGCAAUUCAUCCCGUUCGUUGCUGUGGGAGCCGCCAGCGAAGGAACGUGUUGCUGUUUUUGCUUCACUAUCACAAUCACACAACGCGGAGGACACAUUCCAUUCCUCCCAUUACCGCCAACUAGCACUGCCGGCCGCGUUGGAGCCAGGCGGCUCGCCGCUUAAAUGCGCUACUCGUCGCUUGCGCUUUUUUCCCCACCACCACCACCACCCUUCCCUUGCCUCAACACCACUCUCCGAAAUGUCGAAUGUUCUUGGUGUCAUCGUCAUUGCCCGCAACGGAGACCGGCGUGAGUAUUACCAGGACCCGAAGACCUAUGCGCCUGCGCUGACCGACUCGACCGCGCUCGGUGUCAGCGACUUGCACCAUCUCGGCACCGAACUCCGCUCGCUCUACCUCACGCCCACGUCGUCGUCGUUCAUCGAGGACAUCUCCACGGACGUUGUUGACACGCAGCAGGUCAAGGUCCGCGUCAAGGCGGGCGGGGAGGGCGCCGUCGUGUUUGACAGCGCCAUCGCCCUGCUGCAGGGCCUCUUCCCGCCCAACCCGCGGAACAAGAUCACGCUUGCGAACGGAACGGUGGUGAUGGCGCCCCUGGGCGGAUAUCAAUACGUGCCCAUGGAGACCGUCGAGCCUGGCAAUGACCGCUCGAUGGAGAGCUGGACCGACUGUCCCGCGUUCCAAAAGCACGUUGCCGAGUUCCACUCCUCGGACGCGUUCAAGGCCAAGGCCAAGGAGGCUGCGCCGUUCUUCAAGGAUAUCACGGACUUUGUCUUUGGUCGCACGACUAAAUUGGAGAAUAUCUGGAAUAUCCAUGACUUCAUGAGCACCCAGUUGACCUACAACCAGACCUACGCUUUCCGUCUUCCGCCGACUUACAUUGACCAAGCGCGUGCCCUUGCGAAUUACCACGAGAACGGGGUGUUUUCGGACGAGCAGCCCAAUGGUAUUGGGAACAUCGCCGGCCGCACGAUGCUGCACACGGUCCUCAACUCGCUCGAGCGCAUCGCGUUCAACGACGACCCGCUGCAGCUGAUGGUCGUGCAGACGACCUACCAGCCGUUCAUCUCGCUCUUCCACCAGACGGAGCUCGUCAAGGAGCACCCCGAGCUGGCCAGCAUCCCCAACUUCGGGUCGGCCCUGGCGAUCGAGCUCCGCCGCGGGCUGCCGCCGGACACGCGCGACUUCCUGCGGUUCAAGUUCCGCAACGGGACCGCGGACCCGGAGGGCUGGCGGACGGUGCAUGUCUACGGGCACAAGGCGGACAUCCCCCUCACCGAGUUCAUCUACCGCUCGGAGGGCUCCGCGAUCACGAGCAACAGGCAGUGGGCACAGGUGUGCGGCGUCAGCGCGAGCGGCGUCGGGGCCCCUGCCCCAUUUGGUUCUUUCUCGGUCGUGCUGGGUCUCUUGAUGCUCCUCGUGGCGUUCUUGGGCUUCAACGCGGCCCAACGGCGCGCGAAGAAGGCUCGGGACAUGCAGUUGCCGGUUACGAACGUUGAGGUUGUCGAGGAGGUACAGAAGACACGUCUUAUCUCUAAGCAGUGA
Messenger RNA from Mycena indigotica, 1557 nucleotides. RefSeq lists its product as uncharacterized. Gene Ontology annotation, biological process: dephosphorylation. Gene Ontology annotation, molecular function: phosphatase activity. Bases 1 to 1557 code for a protein of 518 amino acids. Lineage: Eukaryota; Fungi; Basidiomycota; Agaricomycetes; Agaricales; Mycenaceae. The record is from RefSeq and is a predicted model, not a curated record. The transcript is spliced from 9 exons.